GUGUGCUCAGGAGCUGAUCAGGAUCUCUCAGGCUCCCUGUGUCCUGUACUGAAGAGUUUUGGGAAGACUCUGACUCACUGAGUUACAGUUGGACCUACAAUUCUACACACAUUUCAAUUUUCUACUAGUGGGAAAAAACAAAAGACAGACGAGCGUCCAGAGGAGACCAGCGAGGUCCAAAUCGUCAUCUUCAUCAUCCCCUACCCUCGCCGUUGGCAUGGCAACCAGCAGCUCAUCAUCACCGCUAAUGAAAACCAAACCUCAGCAGCAGAGAUUGGUCAGCAAGGAUGGGCGGAGUCUUAUGCGCAGCCCUGCCUCCGGUGUACGGGAAACAUGGAUCGGGGCAUUUAAGGACAUGUGGGGAGCAUGGCUUUCCCUUCGUUGGCGUUGGGUGGUGCUGGCAUUCUGUGGUUCCUUCCUUCUCCACUGGCUUCUUUUUGCUGUACUGUGGUAUGUCUUGGCACGUGCCAAUGGUGAUUUGGGCGUUGACCAUGACAACCCACCACCUGGGCAUACCCUGUGCGUCAAAUAUGUCACGGGAUUCACUGCCGCCUUCUCGUUUGCCCUGGAGACCCAGCUGACCAUCGGAUAUGGGACCAUGUACCCCAAUGCUGAUUGCCCCACCGCCAUCGCCCUUCUCGCCCUGCAAAUGCUCCUGGGGCUCAUGCUUGAGGCCUUCAUCACUGGUGCAUUUGUGGCUAAAUUCUCUCGUCCUCAGAAGCGCUGCAGUGGAAUCUUGUUCAGCCCUAAAGCCGUGGUGUGUGAGGUUGAAGGUCAACGUUGCCUCAUGUUCCGUGUGUGUAACCUGCUCUCGAGGCCGCUGGUUGAUGUGUGUGUGAGUGCUGUGCUCUAUGAGGAACAGGAUGAUCACACAAUCCAUCAAACUGCCCUGGAUUUCCUGUUGGAUGGCUUGGGCUCGCGACCUUGCCCCCUCUUCCUGUCACCUUUGACCUUUCUCCACCCUUUGACCCCAGACAGCCCACUGAAUCGUGCCAUGUUCCCAUCAGGUCAGUCGCAGUUUGAGCUGGUUGUAUUUCUUUCUGCAUCCCAGGAGGGCACUGGAUCCGCCUACCACAAGAGGACGUCCUACUUGGCUGACGAGAUCCAAUAUGGCCGCCGCUUCACCAAGGCGGUCCUGCACGGAGAACGGCGGAACAGCACUCAGGCCAUGCGCUAUUUUGACACACACAUUUGCCCACUUAUGGGACCCAACACAUACAACAACUCUCGGGACAAGGAGUGUGUGGUACAGGUCAACGGCGAUGGUAACGAUGCAAUGGAAUAACUAUACAUACGUGUGUAUGUCCUUCAUUUUUCCUCAUCCAUUCUGCACAUGAAAGGACAGUUCACUUGAGAACAACAUUCACAUAACUCUUACAUUCCAUUAAUGCUAAUCACUACCUAGAACUUGGUCAGAUGCUAAUCACUAGCUAGUACCUGUCUUUUUGCUAAUCUCUAGCUAGAAUCUGACUGGAUCCUAAUCAAAUUUCAAAACAUCAAUUUAAAAAAAAAUACUCCUAUUUCACUCAAUGGAGAAAUUAUAUACUAAUUGACAGACACUAAAUUGCUAAGAGGACCCAACUGGAUGCUAAUCAAGAACAUGGAAGCAACUGGGCACUAAAUACAAGCUAAAUCCUACCUACCUACAGCUUUUCAUUAUUGUCUUCCAAAAUAAUGGUGAUGACAUUCUCUGAGGUUUUUUUUUUAACACAUCAUACAGACGCACAGCAAAACCACUAGCAUUUUAUUCAAUGCCACAGUCUGAUUCCUCAGAUCUACCCCCUGCAUCAGUCAGAAAUUAUACUCUUUUGCAUUUUCCCUUCUUCGAAAUGCCCAGGUCAACUUUGAAAAUAAGCUCCUUCAUGGAAUUGAGAUUCAGAAUGGAGAGAAAACUGUUUUUCACAUCCGAGGACUGGAUUUGAGUAACACUGUUGAAAACAAAGGAGUAGCACGAAACGGGAUGAACAUUUACUGAAAUAUGUGAAGUUUUCAGAAUUAACCGUUAUACAUAAGUGAUGAUUAUAGUGUUUACUGCUGAUAGCUAAAUAAUACUACUGCUUACAGGCUAUAAAUUACUGUAGCAUCAAGGUGCCAGGUGAUUGUGGUACCAAUUAGCAAAAUAGCAUUAAAAUAUUAAAGCUUGGAAACAUGCAGAAUUACAUUAUCUAGCCACUUGAGAGAAUGGGAUGACAGGGUUUGUGGGGAUUUUUUGUUGUUGGUCUAAGAUUCAAAAUAACCUAAGCAACAUUAGUUGUUGCUUAAAAACUGUUAGUUUUUAGCAAUUAGUUCAAUUCUUUUUAAAAGUAAAUAAUUAUACACAACACUAAGUGCUAAUAUACAGUACUAUUAUUAGCAUCUCAUCUCAUCUCAUUAUCUCUAGCCACUUUAUCCUGUUCUACAGGGUCGCAGGCAAGCUGGAGCCUAUCCCAGCUGACUACGGGCAAAAGGGUACACCCUGGACAAGUCGCCAGGUCAUCACAGGGCUGACACAUAGACACAGACAACCAUUCACACUCACAUUCACACCUAUGGUCAAUUUAGAGUCACCAGUUAACCUAACCUGCAUGUCUUUGGACUGUGGGGGAAACCGGAGCACCUGGAGGAAACCCACGUGGACACGGGGAGAACAUGCAAACUCCGCACAGAAAGGCCCUCGUCGGCCAUGGGGCUCAAACCCGGACCUUCUUACUGUGAGGUGACAUCGCUAACCACUACACCACCGUGCUGCCCCUAAGCUAAUAAUAUUGUAAUUAAAUUUACUUUUCCUCCGUUUACUCAAGUGGAAAAACCUGGAAAGUUUGCUUUGGUUUGAAGUCAAAGUCACACAAUACAUUUUUCCCCACAUGAAGGACAAGUAAUUAAUGGAAUCUGCACAUACUGUAGAUCUGCACGAUUAUACUGAUAGUCACACACUGUAUAGUAUUUUUUUUUUAUUUUCCUAUUAAAACCUAGA
Molecule: messenger RNA, 2953 nt
Organism: Neoarius graeffei (lesser salmon catfish)
Lineage: Eukaryota; Metazoa; Chordata; Actinopteri; Siluriformes; Ariidae
Gene: kcnj13
Product: potassium inwardly rectifying channel subfamily J member 13
Exons: 3
Coding region: 218-1285 (355 amino acids)
Biological process (GO): regulation of monoatomic ion transmembrane transport; potassium ion import across plasma membrane
Cellular component (GO): plasma membrane
Molecular function (GO): inward rectifier potassium channel activity
Source: RefSeq, a predicted model, not a curated record